This is a messenger RNA of Maniola jurtina (meadow brown), 3734 nucleotides long. RefSeq names its product alpha-aminoadipic semialdehyde synthase, mitochondrial (gene LKRSDH). The record is from RefSeq and is a predicted model, not a curated record. Gene Ontology annotation, molecular function: saccharopine dehydrogenase activity. The transcript has 20 exons. Bases 154 to 2949 code for a protein of 931 amino acids. NCBI's taxonomy places the organism in Eukaryota, Metazoa, Arthropoda, Insecta, Lepidoptera, Nymphalidae. Gene Ontology annotation, cellular component: cytoplasm.
AAAUGGCAUCAAUAUUAUUAUCGGCAUGAUAACGGACAAAUAAAUUACUCAUAAAGUUAUUUACAUCAUUACAGGCAGAACGUCUUAAGUGGUUAUCACUUAUCAGUUUUCUGUAAAUUAAGUGCGAAUUAGUACAAAAACAAUCAGUGUAGAAUGUUUUGUAAAAGAGUGGCUCAUUUUUCUAAAAGAAAAAUAAUACGACAACUCGCUUUCUAUUCUACUGCAAAGCCUCGGCGAGUUAUAGCGAUCCGCAGAGAGGACCAGUCAGUAUGGGAAAGGAGAGCUUCGUUCUCACCGUCGAAUGUCAAUCGGCUUGUACGGACUGGCGUACGAGUUAUCGUGCAGCCUUCCAACCGAAGAGCUUAUCCUAUGCAGUCGUACAUAAAUGCUGGUGCAAUUAUACAAGAAGACAUAAGCGAAGCGAGUGUUAUAUUUGGUGUUAAGCAAACGCCUGUUGACUUGCUCAUACCCAACAAAACCUAUUGCUUUUUUUCGCAUACGAUAAAGGCUCAGGAAGCGAAUAUGCCAAUGCUUGAUGCUAUAUUAGCAAAGAACAUUCGGCUCAUUGACUACGAGAAGCUGAUGGAUAACGCCGGUAACCGCGUGGUAGCGUUCGGGAAGUACGCCGGAGUGGCCGGCAUGAUCAACAUCCUGCAUGGACUGGGACUGCGCCUCCUUGCCUUGGGUCAUCACACGCCUUUCAUGCACAUUGGCCCAGCCCAUAACUACCGCAACUCGAGUAUGGCGCGUCAAGCAAUACGCGACGCAGGCUACGAAGUUGCUUUGGGAAUGAUGCCGAAAUCCUUGGGACCCCUUACAUUCGUAUUCACCGGCUCAGGCAAUGUAUCUCAGGGUAGUCAAGAAAUAUUUCAAGAUUUGCCCCAUGAAUAUGUCCCACCGGAAAUGCUGAGGAAGGUCGCCGAACAUGGAAGUCCGAAUAAAAUUUACGGAUGUGAGGUGCGGCGGCGCCACCACCUCGUUAGAAAGAAUGGCGGAGGUUACGACCCGCAGGAGUAUGAAGAACAUCCCGAACGAUACAUCUCUACUUUCGCACAAACGAUAGCUCCAUACACAUCAGUACUAGUAAACUGCAUCUACUGGGCGGUGGACAGUCCAAAGUUGCUGACCAUACCUGACGCCAAACAUCUGCUGAUGCCAUCACACACACCCUGGCUGCCAAUAAGCGUCGGUGCACCGGCUCUACCACAUCGAAUGUUGGCAAUCUGCGAUAUCUCGGCGGACCCGGGUGGUUCAAUUGAGUUUAUGAACGAAUGCACCACUAUAGAUACUCCGUUUUGUCUCUAUGAUGCUGAUAGGAAUAAGGACACUAAGAGUUUCAAAGGACCUGGAGUGUUAGUCUGUUCAAUCGAUAACAUGCCAACGCAGUUGCCUCGGGAAUCAACGGAUUUCUUUGGCGACCUGCUUUUUCCUUACGCUGAAGACAUCAUGAGCUCUGAUGCUACACGGCCACUGGAAGAACAUAAUUUUUCACCGGUUGUUCAAGGAGCCAUUAUAACGAGUAACGGAAAACUGACACCAUCAUUUGAAUAUAUUAACGAACUACGAAUGGCUAACAAUCGUUCCCGCCAUAAGGUGGAAGGCCAUGCUCAACAAACUUCGGUUUUGAUCCUUGGAAGCGGAUUAGUCUCCGCACCUGUUGUUGAAUAUCUCGCCAGAGAUCAAAAUGUUUCUGUUACUAUUGCAUCACAAUUUAAAGAAGAAGCAGACGCUCUUGCCGAGCGUUACGGCGUCCGAUCAGAAUAUCUUCAAGCAAAUGACGAACAUGCUCUUAGAGAACUUGCAUCCAAGUCUCGUCUUGUUAUAUCUCUUCUCCCAUACGAUCUCCAUGGUGCUGUGGCAAGAGCUUGUGUGAGUUCUGGAGCACAUAUGGUCACCGCUUCUUAUGUACGUCCUGAAGUACAAGAACUUCACGAUGUUGCUAAAGAAGCUGGAAUAACUUUACUAAAUGAAGUGGGCUUGGAUCCAGGUAUUGAUCAUUUGCUUGCCUUGGAAUGUAUACAUGAUGUACAGAAUCAUGGAGGAAGGAUUGAUUCUUUCGUAUCAUACUGUGGAGGAUUACCUGCACCAGAAUUUAGUGAUAAUGCUCUAAGAUAUAAGUUUUCAUGGAGUCCAAAAGGAGUUUUAUUAAAUACAAUUUCUGCGGCAAAAUAUCUCAGUAAAGGACAAGUUGUAGAGGUUCUCAGCGGUGGUGAGUUGAUGUCAGUUGCACGUGAUUUGGACUUUCUGCCCGGCUUCGCUUUCGAAGGAUUCCCCAAUAGAGACAGUACAAAAUACUCCUCCCUUUAUGGCAUAGAAGAUGCGCAUACGAUGUUCAGAGGGACUCUUAGAUACAAAGGUUUUGCUGAAACUAUGAAGGCUAUGCAGCUUUUUGGCUUAGUUGAUCCAAAUCCCCAUCCAUCUUUGCAUCCAGAAGGGCCGCAAAUAACCUGGCGACAAUUUGCAUGCGAGCUUCUCGGUCUGAUGGAUCCUUCAAUCUUCUACGAAAAUCUGAAGACCCGGCUAGCAGAGCGUAUUGGAACCACGGGAGCGCAGGCGAUUGAGUCUCUUGGAUUUCUCAGCGAAGAGCCUAUUGUUAAAUGUGGCUCGCCGCUUGACACGAUAAGCCAUUACCUUACUAAGCGUCUACGAUUUGAAAAAGAUGAAACAGAUUUCGUAGUUCUUCGACACGAAAUUGGCGUAACGUGGAGCGAUGGGAAGAAGGAGCGUCGUGAAGUGACAAUGGCUCUGAGAGGUGACCCUGCGUCGCAUUCUGCUAUGGCAAGGACCGUGGGACUACCCACUGCUAUCGCUGCUAAGAUGGUGCUCGAUGGUGAAAUCCAGCAGCGAGGAGUAGUGCUGCCGUUUGCUCCUGUUGUUUACAAAUCGUUGCUCUCAAGGCUACGAGCUGAUGGCAUCACUGCGAAGGAAGUCUGCAGGCCUCUAAAUUGAUUUUAAAAUAGUUACAUAAAUUAAUAUAGAAUAUUUUUUUAACUUUAGGUAAAAAGACUGCAUCAAAUUCCUAAUAAUUCUUCAGAAUUAUUUCUUCAUAAAAUGUUCUUCUAUUUACAUUAGGUACAUUAUUCACGUACAUCUGUUUGUGGCUUGACUGAUUGAGUUGAAGGCAUAUUGCCACAAUAAUAUUAUAUUUGUUUUAUCGAGACGCAAAUAAAGUCGCGAGAAACAGCUAAGUAAUUAUAAUUAAUAUCUAGUUAUUUUUGUAUUGUAAAUAAUAUCUUUAUUUAUAUUGAUAUAUACACAGAGCUGUGCAGGUCAUAGAGGCAUAUAAACCCUGCUUAGCCUAGUUGAUACUGCUCAAUGCUCAUUUUUCAAUAUCACUGUUGCUGUGAAACAGGUGCCUACUUAACCAAUGUCUACUUUGGCUACAAAAUCCACGCACGACACUAGUUUUACUGUGUACCUAUAGUAUAGACACUCAGGUUAGUCAUUUAAGCUUAUAUCAUUAUACACUUAGGUAAUUUACCUAAUUAAUAUUUGUGUACAAAGGACUGUUAAUUUGAGUCAAUAAAAAUAAGUCUAAUUAUUUUAAAAUGUUGUUUUUCUUUCACUUAACAAUUUGGGAACAUAUCAGAAAAAUUUUAGGAGUUGCUUGAAACUUAGUAAGCAUCACGGUUAAUAAGUUGACAGAUCUAGUUUACCAUACUCAUGAAAGAUAGAAGAAGCGUUUUACUUUUCAGCUUUUAUCAAGCAUCACCUUAAAUUUUCCCACGCGCUCU